UACGUAAUUAAUAUUCAUGAGUUAUGCUCAGAUGGGAUUUUCCUUGCUGUACAUACUUUCGGUUUCAGAUUUGAACCUUGUGUGCAGGUUACACGAGAAGCACUCUUAUUUAUCUUCUUUAUGUACUGUUUUUAAACUAUAAUGUAUUAAAUGAAUGCGACGUCGACAUUGAAAACAUUUUAAAGCAGAUUUUCAGUAGUAUCUACUAAGUGCUGGAGAUGAAGGAUAAGAUGGCCGUUCCUCUGUUUGCCCUGUUGGCAGUGUGUGUUGAUGUGUGUGCCGUGAUGUUCAUUGGUGCUAUCCAGCUCUCCCCGUCCUUCAUUAAUAACACCUUCAUCCUGCUGUGGGCCGGUGGACUGCUCCGAUCAUGUCUCCUCCUCUUCAUCUCCUUCACUUACCCUGGCAGCCCGGCGUGGAUGAAAGGAUUCGAGGGGGUGCAGACGGCUGUAAUUCACGGUCUUCUCUAUCCAGUGUAUAUUUCUUUCCUCUGUGCUUGUGACAGGUCUACGGUGGAGCUGGUGUGGGGCUGGCACACCUGUCAAGGGCUCCUGCAGGGCUAUGUGGUGUUGGCUUUGUCUUUGUUGUUGUGGAAACGCUAUGUUCCCAAUCUCCUCCCGACAGCCAAAAAGCAGAAAACAGAGCAGAAGGGCAAGGCUUCACUGCAAAGGCUGCUGGGAUACAUGCAGCCUUUCAGUGGACGUUUUGCAGUAGUCUUCUUCUUCGUGGUUAUUUCUUCAUUAGGUGAAAUGGCGAUUCCUCAUUACACUGGUAAAAUGACAGACUGGAUCAUGAAUGAAGAUGAACCCGAGGCAUUUAACCACGCUAUCACUGUCAUGACACUGAUGACCAUUAUGAGCGCUGUGUGUGAGUUUGUGUGUGACCUCAUCUACAACAUCACCAUGAGCCGAAUUCACACGUCCAUCCAAGGACUCGUCUUCCAGUCUGUGCUGAAGCAGGAUAUUGCGUUCUUUGAUAAAGCUUCCACAGGGGAUAUUGUAUCUCGCAUCACCACCGACACCAACACCAUGAGCGAGUCUCUGAGUGAGAAGUUGAGUCUGCUCAUGUGGUACUUCAUGCGUGUCAUCUUCCUGUUCGGCUCCAUGCUGCUGCUCUCCACCAGGCUGUCCAUCUUCACCGCACUCGGCCUCCCCAUCAUCUGGAUCAUCCCAGAAUUUUCCGGCCAGUUUUACCAGAAACUUUCUGCACAAGUGCAAGAAUCUCUCGCCAAGGCCAAUGAUGUUGCCACGGAAACCUUUUCUUCCAUGAAGACAGUGAGGAGCUUUGCAAACGAGGAUGGAGAAACCGAGAGGUACAGGAAGUGCUUGGAGGACACAUAUGCCCUGAAUAAAGUGGAAGCCGCAGCUUAUGCAGCCUCAACUUGGACCAAUAGUAUGUCCAGUCUGGCUUUGAAAGUCAGUAUACUGUACUAUGGAGGGCGGCUUGUGACAGGAAGUGAUGUCAGUAGUGGUGAUCUGGUGUCCUUUGUGCUGUAUGAGCUUCAGUUCACAUCAGCUGUGGAGGUACUGAUGUCAUACUGGCCGCAUGUAAAGAAGGCGGUCGGUGCUUCAGAGAAAAUCUUUGAGUACGUGGACCGAAAGCCUGAUAUUCCUCCAGAUGGAUCCCUCACUCCUCAAAGUCUGAAAGGACAUGUGCAAUUCAAAAAUAUCACAUUUGCUUAUCCAAAGCGACCGGACACAGAUGUGCUAAAGAACAUUUCUCUUGAGCUGAAGCCAGGCCAGAUGACAGCUCUGGUGGGUCCAUCAGGUUCUGGAAAAAGCACUAUUGUGAGUUUGCUGGAGAGAUUUUACCAGCCUCAAAACGGGGAGAUUUUAUUGGACCAGAAGCCACUACUGAAGUACAAGGACCAAUAUCUACAUGAGAAGAUUACUGUGGUGUCACAGGAGCCAGUUCUGUUUGCUCGGUCAGUGCGGGAAAACAUCAAAUAUGGCAAAGAAAAUGCCUCGGAUGAAGAAAUGCGUGCUGCCGCCAAGCUGGCCAAUGCAGAUGACUUCAUUGCCAGUUUACCUAAAGGAUAUGACACAGAUGCUGGAGAGAAGGGCGGUCAGGUCUCCGGAGGUCAGAAGCAGCGUAUCGCCAUCGCCAGAGCUCUGAUUCAGAAACCGCAGAUUCUAGUGCUUGAUGAUGCUACCAGUUCCCUGGACACCGAGAGUGAACACAGGGUGCACAGCGCUCUGCAGAAGGAGCUGAAGAGCUGUACGGUGCUGCUCGUCUCUCACAGACUGAGCGGCGUGGAAAAGGCACAUCACAUCAUCUUCCUCCGAGAAGGGCAAGUGGCCGAGGAGGGGACCCAUGAAGAACUGGUGGCCAAAAAUGGAUUCUAUGCAGAGUUCGUGAAACAACAGAAUACUUCUAUCCAUCGCAACACAGAAGACGUUACAAACUCCGGUCAAUGAUAGACUAGCUGAUCUAUAUUAAAUCCGAGCCAGCACAAAUAAGAUUACAAAUCUUUGCAUUUUUUCUCCAUUAACACAUAUUUCUCAGCUUUUCAAUUAUGUAAAUGCUACUAGUGUUUUUAAAUUAGGUGUAAAUAUCACAAAAAAUGCAAGAAAAGGUAUGGGUGAAUCUCUCUAAAAUAUGUCCAGGUUUCCUAAUUAUUAUUAUUCUUAAUUACUUAUUUUUUUGCAUGUAGUAUUUUUUAACCUAUUAUUAGGGAACCUAUUUUAUUUUUAUUUAUUUUCCGUUUUAUUUUUAUGCAUCCUUUUCCUUUUUAUUUCUGGAUAAAUAUGUCCUGUUCUUGACAUAUUUCCUGAGACUCACCCAUAUACUGUUAGCCAGGGCUUAUUAAAUCAUUUGUAAUACACUUUCCCAGCAAAGUACUUCAA
This is a messenger RNA of Onychostoma macrolepis, 2843 nucleotides long. It is a transcript of the gene tap1, whose product is annotated as transporter 1, ATP-binding cassette, sub-family B (MDR/TAP). Gene Ontology annotation, cellular component: membrane. NCBI's taxonomy places the organism in Eukaryota, Metazoa, Chordata, Actinopteri, Cypriniformes, Cyprinidae. Bases 219 to 2414 code for a protein of 731 amino acids. Gene Ontology annotation, biological process: transmembrane transport. Gene Ontology annotation, molecular function: ABC-type oligopeptide transporter activity; ATP binding; ATP hydrolysis activity. The record is from RefSeq and is a predicted model, not a curated record. The transcript has 13 exons.